Molecule: messenger RNA, 2942 nt
Organism: Orycteropus afer afer
Lineage: Eukaryota; Metazoa; Chordata; Mammalia; Tubulidentata; Orycteropodidae
Source: RefSeq, a predicted model, not a curated record
AUAGGGGAGCGGAGGUGGCGGCGGUGGUAGCGGCUAUCUUGGUUGUUUUCCAGUCUCCUCAGCUCGCCCUCUAACCGGCACCGCUCCCCUUCCCUCCCCCUUCCUUUUCUCCUUCCUUCCCUCCCCUUCCCUUCUUCCCUUCCCCGUCGGUGACCGGCGGUGGCGGCUCCAGCAGCGGCUGGGCCCAAGCUGUGAAGAGGCCUUAGCCAACGAUAACGGAGACGGCGAAACCUCGGAGCUCACAGGGCGGGGGGAAGACCCGUGCCGUGGAGAUGGAGAAUUCUCAGUUGUGUAAGCUGUUCAUCGGUGGCCUCAACGUGCAGACGAGUGAGUCGGGCCUACGCGGCCACUUUGAGGCCUUCGGGACUCUAACGGACUGCGUGGUGGUGGUGAACCCCCAGACGAAGCGCUCCCGUUGCUUCGGCUUCGUAACCUACUCCAAUGUGGAGGAGGCCGAUGCCGCCAUGGCCGCCUCGCCCCACGCCGUGGACGGCAACACGGUGGAGCUGAAGCGGGCGGUGUCCCGGGAGGAUUCGGCGCGGCCUGGCGCCCACGCCAAGGUUAAGAAGCUCUUUGUCGGGGGCCUUAAGGGAGACGUGGCCGAGGGCGAUCUCAUCGAGCACUUCUCGCAGUUUGGCACCGUGGAAAAAGCUGAAAUUAUUGCCGACAAGCUGUCGGGCAAGAAGCGUGGUUUCGGCUUCGUGUAUUUUCAGAAUCACGACGCGGCAGACAAGGCCGCGGUGGUCAAGUUCCAUCCGAUCCAGGGCCAUCGCGUAGAGGUGAAGAAGGCCGUCCCUAAGGAAGAUAUCCAUUCUGGUGGGGGUGGAGGCGGCUCCCGGUCCUCCCGGGGCGGCCGCGGCGGCCGAGGUCGCGGCGGCGGUCGAGACCAAAACGGCCUGUCCAAGGGCGGCGGCGGUGGUUACAAUAGCUACGGUGGUUACGGCGGCGGCGGCGGCGGCGGCUACAAUGCCUACGGAGGUGGCGGAGGCGGUUCGUCCUACGGUGGAAGCGACUACGGUAACGGUUUCGGAGGCUUCGGCAGCUACAGCCAGCACCAGUCUUCCUAUGGGCCCAUGAAGAGCGGCGGCGGCGGCGGGGGAGGAGGCAGCAGCUGGGGCGGUCGCAGUAACAGUGGACCUUACAGAGGAGGCUAUGGCGGUGGUGGAGGCUAUGGAGGCAGUUCUUUCUAAAGAAAAAUUAAAAAUGCCUGGGAGUGGAUAUAGGGGUAGCUCUUUCAACAGCCUAACUGGGGUCAAUUCCUAAGUCCUUUUCCCUCUCCCACCGUCUUCCCCAUUUUACCCUUGGGGGAGCCGCUGAGGCUGCAUCCCCUUGGGGUGUUGGCCCUAUUUGCCUGCCACCUCUCUUGUCUCUAUCUGAAGAUGGACUCGGCCCCAUACACAUUUUUGUGUUACAGUCAUUGAUGGACUCUAUUUUUUUAUUAUUACUUGGACCUUGGUCGUUUUUAUACUAGCAAAAUGUCUUGUUUUAAUUUGUGUUUUUUCGGGGGGAGGGAGUGAACUUGCUGAUUCUGUAGCAAAACCUGGGCGGGGGUUGGGGUGGGGGGUAGUUUACUUUGUUUGUUGUAAGGACUUGAUACCUGGCUACAGCGUUUUCUAUGAAAUCUACUUGGAUCCCAUGCCUGAAAUUUGGAAGCAUAUGUACAAAAAUCAUUUUUACGUUUUAUUUUUAAUAAAUCAUUGUGUUUGACCGUACAAGUCUAACUUUUUUUUCUAGGAUCCAUUCCGUACCAUUUUAAGGAAUAUUAGUUGGAGAUUUUUCUUGUUAAUUCUUAACUCUUGAUGUGUACUUGGAGAAACUUUAAAGUCCUGUGGGUUUGUGUUUUUUUUCCUUUUCUCUUUCCUGUUCCCCUGCUAGUGACUGAAUUUUAUCCCUUACAGGCAAAACUUUUGAAGUGGUGGAUGUGGCUUUUUAAAAUCUUUCUAAGUUACUACUGUGCAUCCAUCUCUUGUACUAAGCGAUUUGCUUGUCGCCUUGACAUGGUUGGUCACUUACUUCUGUGAGAAUUUACUUCAAAGUAUGUACUGUGUAGUACUAAAAUAGUUUAUGUUAAGCAUGUGUUUUCAUUCAUAUAAAAUGUUUAAAAUUUUUCAGAUGGCCUAGUUUCAGUCCUCUUAUAGUUUGUCUGUAAUGAAUGGUUACAAAUAAGGGUUAUAUUUUACCCUCAAACUAAAAGGAUUUUUGUAUUUUUCAGAGCAGGUUUAAACGUUCCCCACCCCUACCCAUACCUGAAUUGUCCUCUUCAUGGAAAUCCUUCCCCCCACCUUUGUGGCACCAUCUACUGGCAGAAUGGCAGUAUAUCUGCAAAGCAAUUUGUUUAAAAACUUCUUAGGAUAAUUGCAUCAGAUUUGGAUGUUCUACCAUCAGAAGUCUGUGCAGACUUGGAAGCUACACAUUUACUUGUAAUUGAGAUGGGCUUCACAAAGAAUGUAGUUACCAGUCUGUAUCACAGUUGCCCUUUCUACAUGAGUUUUGAAAAUGUAAACUGCUAUGCAUAGCUUGGGCAAUAGCCCCAAAUUGCUAUGACAACAAAUGAACCAGCUACGUGUACUGGUAUCUUAGGUGCAAGUUGUAAAGCAAAAUAUCUGUAUUCUGCUUGGUUAACAAAUGUAUAUUUGUAGCCCUUUCAUGCAAUAGAAUUCAAGUUGUUUAUAAGAAAAGAAAGAAAAUGAUAUAGGAGAAAAUUGCCUUCCUGGAUAGAAAUAGAGAAUAGCAACAUUUAUGGAUAUUGCAAAUAAAGAAUUCAAUUCUUUACAUGAUUGAGUGAGACUAUGUAUAAUCUGGUGGGUGGGUUCAGAGUGCUUACUAAUCUAGUAUAUUUAAUUUGAUUUAAUGUUACAAUAGAUCUUGGAGUUGGAAGCCCAAGGCUAUAUUAAGAGGCCUGAAAAAGAAUUAUUGGGCUUAAAAGUAAAAGUAUUUUAAUA